AACGAAUAUUCAUCCGCGGUAUCCAGCUCCGAAUCAACCCUCUAAGAACGACAGACGGAAGAGUUCGGCAUGGGUAUGGUGACCAGACGAUCAUGUGUCAUGGAAACCAUAGCCAACCGUCUGGUUGCAAGAAACCCACGAAACCUCCCCGUUGCCUGGGAUACACCAUCUUGGAGGGGUUGAGAGCACCUACUUCUACGUCGUUCAUCGAACCUGACCUAAUCGCUGUUCGAGAUCGCCGAGGAACUGUAACAGAUGUCAGCAUAGUCUCGGAUGGGUGUGGAGUGACUUUCCUCGCCAUAAUCUUAGCCCUGCGUGCAAUCGGUUGUGAUGCCGAUCCACCAACCGAUGAUCACUCUGUAUCGAGGGAUCUGCUUUCCUCAAUCCGCAAAGGGUGUAUGAUGUACACUGUGAUGGACACUGGGAGCAAAACUCUCAUACGCAUUUUGUUUACAAAAACUGAAUAUCCAUCUUCUCCUCAAAUUCGUCUUUUGGAACUUUCCUGGAUUUUCAUUGAAUGUUGCUCAAAUGCACGCAAAUGCCACUCCACAAACGCCGUAAUAGAUCUCACUUUUCAAAAGACGCAAAGCGGAUCUUUGAGAAAACAUACUACUCGCAUGCGCCCAUCAAUAUUAUCCACCGUUAUACUGGUUGCUGAAAAUCCAUCGACAGCCCAAGACUGGUUUCGCCCUUCUUGGGGCUCAUCAGGUAGGCGCAGUCCCCGGGUUUCCGUCAACCUUAUGUUCUACUUGAAACCAAAUUGCACGAGACUAGUGAAUAUACAGUCAUCUGCAAACUCUUUCGAGAGACUCACCUGGAACCCAGCUGAAUCUCUCGUUUAUGAUGUUCUCAGGCAACUGAAUGUGCUGCACCAGGCCGUCUCAUGUUUCAGUCGCUACGAUAUUU
Molecule: messenger RNA, 906 nt
Organism: Opisthorchis viverrini
Lineage: Eukaryota; Metazoa; Platyhelminthes; Trematoda; Opisthorchiida; Opisthorchiidae
Exons: 5
Source: RefSeq, a predicted model, not a curated record